Messenger RNA from Arachis duranensis, 342 nucleotides. RefSeq lists its product as uncharacterized. The record is from RefSeq and is a predicted model, not a curated record. Bases 1 to 342 code for a protein of 113 amino acids. The transcript has 5 exons. Lineage: Eukaryota; Viridiplantae; Streptophyta; Magnoliopsida; Fabales; Fabaceae.
AUGGCAGGUUUUAGACAAGAAACCAGAGCAUCCAUCAAGAACCUGGAGAUUCAAAUGGGUCAAAUAGCCACCAGAAAUGCGUUCGAGAGGCACCGCGUGGUCUUCACUGUUGGGACUUCCAUUGCCUCCGUUGCCACUGCUUGGACCGGGUAUUCAUUGCGCCCUUUUCAUGAUGAAAAGGUUGAACAAAGGCUUGAAUCAAUUGAAAAAGCUAUGAAACACAAGCAUAAUCUAGAACAUUCUGAAAUCAAAGACAUUGUUGGUCCUGGAGGUCUCAGUGUUCCUACUUGUGCCGCCAUUGUCGCAACCACAUUGGUCAUUGGGACUGUUCCUUCUUUCUAG